GGGGGAGGGCUCUGGCCGGGGGGCCGGGAGCAUCCCACCGCGCCUGCCAGGGCUCCGGGGUGGGGGGAAUCCGGCGGCAGCAGCGAGCCCCCGCCCCGCACGCCCUGCCAGCAUUCGGGACGGCAGCCGCCGGCGGGGCAUUGCCCUUUUAAGCUGUGGCCCCACUGCCUCCUCCCCGGCUCCCGGAGGGGCUCCGGCAGCCGCCGCGACCUCCCUCCCUCCCUCCCUCCCUCUCUCUCUCCUUCCCUCCUUGCCUCCUUCCCUCCCUCCCCGCCCGCUCGCUCCCGGCGGCGGCGAGCGGCAGCUGCGGGCCGGGGCGCGGAGAGCCCCAGGGAGGCGGCGGGGCCGUAACGAGCCGGGCUGCCCCUGCCCCGCUGCUCGGGGACCAUGGGAUGCUGCACCGGGCGCUGCACCCUGAUUUUCCUCUGCACUUUGCAGCUGCUUGCUGCAUUAGAGAGGCAAGUGUUCGAUUUCCUGGGAUACCAGUGGGCCCCUAUCCUAGCCAACUUCCUCCACAUCAUCAUCGUUAUCCUCGGCCUGUUUGGCACUAUUCAAUAUAGACCUCGUUACAUAGUGGUGUAUGCCAUCUGGACUGCAAUUUGGGUCACCUGGAACAUCUUCAUCAUCUGCUUUUACUUAGAAGUGGGAGGGCUCUCGAAGGACAGUGAACUCUUGACAUUCAACAUCUCCCGGCACCAGUCAUGGUGGAGUGAAAAUGGUCCUGGCUGUGUAAGGAAGGAGGCUUCAAUGUCUGGCAUCAAAGGGCUGGAUAGCCAUUCCUAUGUCUCUGUGAUAGGCUGCGCCCUGGAGUAUCGGUACAUCGAGGUCAUGCACAGCUCCUUCCAGAUCCUGAUUGCGCUGGUGGGCUUUGUCUAUGCCUGUUACGUUGUUAGUGUUUUUACAGAAGAAGAAGACAGCUUUGAUUUCAUUGGUGGAUUUGAUCCAUUUCCUCUCUACCAUGUCAAUGAAAAACCCACCAACCUUUUGUUCAAGCAGACAUACCUGCCUGCGUAAGUGAAGAGGAGCCAGAGGAUGGAUAAACCUUGCACUCUACCAUCAAAGGUGCUGCAGGAAACAAUCCCCUGUAGCCUGGAAUUUUGGCAGAGAAAAUGCAGGAUGGUGAACUCCAUUCCAUUUUUUGUUCCUUGUCUUUUCAAAUGCAAUGAAUGUACAUUGAAGAAUGGCCACACGGUUGGUUUUUAAUUCGCCAAGUGCCCUGAUGAACCAUUCCUACCAUAGUCUGGUGGUACCAGCCAAUAAACAGCACAGGCCUGAAGACCUCGGGCAGACCACGUUCACUGAGAGCCUCUCUCAAGAGAUACAGUUGAAGUUGGAGCUGCUUCCUUGUGCCAUGGAUCCAGAAAGAAGGAAGCACUGCAUAACACCCCGGGACAUUUCACAUGAUUUGUAGUUAGCCUCUUCCCCCUCUCCUUUCCCUUGUUCUGAAAAGGGCCUAAAUCCCCUAACACAACCUCAUCUCCUCCCUGCCUAUAUAGAACUAGGUGGGGGCUAUUUACAUUUGAAUUAUUUAGGCUUUUUUUCUUUUUUUUUUUUUUUUAAGUUAUAGAUGACAGCUCAUCCCUUCUUCCACCCCCCCUAUAUCCAGGACUCCCUUCCUCAUUCUUUAGACAUGGUCUGCACCUUAGCAGUAGGCAUUUGUCCUGGAUUUCAAUGUUCUGUGACCUAACUCCUAUAAUGCUGAACAGCUAAAAACUAGUACAAGCACCAAAUCUUUACUCAGCACAGACCUUAGCCCCAUUUCAACAUGCCCAGCUAUUCCCAGAGCAACUCUAGCUUACUCUGGGUUUGCCCAUCUACAUUAAAUUAACACAGGUGUAACCAUAUACACAGCUGAAACCUGCUGCAGGACACUGCAAAAUGGUUCAUUGAUCACAGAUGUUUCUGUACCUGCCUUCUCCACCAAGCAGCCAUGUUUAUUCCAGGCACAAGCCUGACAACAUCCCGAUGGAAGGGUUUUAUGUGCCAGGAUCACUUUGAGGGGAAGCAAUGGGCUGAAGGAAAUGGGGAAUAUGAGUGUAAUUAAGUUGCAUUAAUGAGCUGCGGCAAUUCAUUAAAAAAAACAAACAAAAAACAAUGUCAGUUUUGUUAGCGACAUCUCCCAGCAUGUUAAGUGUCAAGCAGAGAAAGCACUUGUCAGCCAUCCGUGGCUGGUACGUUCCAAGACAGUAAUUCUUUAUUGUCUUGCCUAAUCUGUUUGAGAUAACUUGGCAUUUUUGAGUAAUGUUUUUCAGAAGACUCAAGCUAGAAGCCAUGCUAGGGAAGGGAAAGUGAGAGGGAAGAAUUAAAAAGGAAUAAAAACAUUAAGUGCUAAAUCAAAGACAGAAUGAUGCACCUUUGUCCUGUUCCAAAGGGCCCAGGAAGCAAAAUUCUCUUCUAUAAACCCAGAAGUAUGAGCACUAAGAGAACAUCUUUUGUUUCUGUGCAAUGUCUACUCCAGAUACCCACUGCACCCUAACAUCCUGAGUUCUGCUCAGGUGCAGCUGUGAGUAAAAACCUUGUCUUCUAUAGGUAUUUUCCCUUCUUUUAGCCCACAGAAGCCGCAGCUUCUGACUGAAGAGAACAGACAGCUGACAGUUGCUGCUUUGAUGUUAGCUUCAUCAUUUGUUUUUAACACUCUCAAGCUGACCAAGCCUUGAUGCCACAUUUACUAAUAAAACUGAUCAAAACCCACUUGCCAAAUACUCUGAAGAGACUAACCAUCAAACUAUGCACUUAACAGCAUAUGUCUUGGCUUUAAUUCACACUGGUAAAGAUCAAUUCAGUAAAUACAAGUGUGAUGACCGAGUAGCUCCAUAACUAUCACCAUAUGUUAUGAACAAAUCAAGUAUCUUAAUAGAAAUAAAAUAAAGGUUCAGGUAAGCCUAUAA
This is a messenger RNA of Grus americana (Whooping crane), 2888 nucleotides long. It is a transcript of the gene NKAIN4, whose product is annotated as sodium/potassium transporting ATPase interacting 4. The transcript has 7 exons. Gene Ontology annotation, biological process: regulation of sodium ion transport. The record is from RefSeq and is a predicted model, not a curated record. Bases 388 to 1014 code for a protein of 208 amino acids. NCBI's taxonomy places the organism in Eukaryota, Metazoa, Chordata, Aves, Gruiformes, Gruidae.